Messenger RNA from Epinephelus moara (kelp grouper), 1649 nucleotides. RefSeq names its product relaxin-3 receptor 1-like. Gene Ontology annotation, cellular component: membrane. Gene Ontology annotation, biological process: G protein-coupled receptor signaling pathway; immune response. Gene Ontology annotation, molecular function: G protein-coupled receptor activity. Bases 242 to 1507 code for a protein of 421 amino acids. The record is from RefSeq and is a predicted model, not a curated record. Lineage: Eukaryota; Metazoa; Chordata; Actinopteri; Perciformes; Serranidae. The transcript is spliced from 3 exons.
CACGGAUCAGGCAGCUUUAACUUUAUUGAUUUUGGGAUGAGCAGGAUUAAUAAUGUCACUGUGAGGUUUUAAACAAGACUAAAUACAGGACGAGGACGAUGGGGAUUUUUACAUCCACACCUGCGCACCCACACUCUGGAAGUUAGACGGGACGAGGAGGAAGAGGAGGAGGAGGGAUACCUGCUGUGUUUUGUUUUGCAGUUUUUUUUUUUAUAAGAGGAGUCUUUUCUUCUUCAGAGUCAUGCAGAGCAACAGCAGCGGCUCCGGAUCUCUGAGCGCUCUGAGUGUGUGCGGAGGAGAAGAGGACGAGCGCGAAAUCUCUAAACUUAUCGGUCCCUCGGGAUCAGCGUCUAAUCUCGCAGCUUUGAACCUCUCACUGAACUGCUGGCUUCACAUCCUGUCCAAGGAGGAGUCCUCGCUGGACCUGCACGCAGACAGCGCAAACCUGGCAGUCCGAAUCGUCAUUGCCCUGGUCUACCUGGUGGUGUGUGUUCUGGGGCUUGUGGGUAACCUCCUGGCACUCUUCCUGCUCCAUUCCCGCCGCCGUGGUCACCACCACUCUUCCAUCGACUGCUUCGUGAUGAGCCUGGCGCUGACGGACCUCCAGUUCGUCCUCACCUUGCCCUUCUGGGCCGUGGACACGGUGCUGGACUUCCGCUGGCCCUUUGGCCGGGUCAUGUGCAAGAUCGUGAGCUCAGUCACCACCUUGAACAUGUACGCCAGCGUCUUCUUCCUCACCGCCAUGAGUGUGACCCGUUACCACUCCCUGGUGACCUCUCUGAAGAUGGGCAGCCCCAGGAUCGCCACAACUCGUGCCAAAUGGGCCAGUUUAACCAUUUGGGUGGUGUCACUGGUGGCUACACUGCCUCAUGCUUUCUACUCCACCACAGUCCAGGUGUCUACGGAUGACGAGCUGUGCUUGGUGCGCUUCUCUGACUCUGAUUCAGGCCACUGGGAUCCUCAAGUCCUGCUUGGACUCUAUCAAACACAGAAAGUCCUCCUGGGAUUUGUAGUUCCCUUGAUUAUCAUCUCUGUGUGCUACCUCCUCCUCCUGAGGUUCAUCCUGAGCCGCCGCACUGUGGGCAGUGUGAUCAGCGCAAGUGUCACCGAGAGGUCAGAGUGUGAGAGAGGACGUCACCGCCGCCGCUCCAAAGUCACCCGCUCGGUCACCAUUGUAGUCCUGUCCUUCUUCAUCUGCUGGCUGCCCAACCAGGCGGUCACACUGUGGGGGGUGCUGAUCAAAUUUGACUUGGUGCCCUUCAGCAAAGCCUUCUACAACGCCCAGGCCUACGCCUUUCCCCUGACUGUGUGCUUAGCUCAUGCAAACAGCUGUCUCAACCCGGUGCUCUACUGCCUGAUCCGAAAAGAGUACAGAGCUGGACUGAAGGAGCUCCUGCUGAGCGUGUCGCACUCUGUCCGCAAUGUCCUCACUCUGGCUCUGAGAGGGAGGAGGGUGGAGGAAGCACCACCCAGCCUGGUCAUGAUACACAAAGACAUCAAUAUAUGAUUUAAACUGUGAAAAGAAAAGUUUGAUAUCUUGGGAAAUACGUUUGUUUUUCACUGACAGUUACAUGAGGAGAGUGAUGCCGCUCUUAUUUUUGAAGGCAAAAUAUGAAACUAGAGCCAGUAGCAGAUUAGCCUAGCUUAGC